CCAAAAAUCAACAUAUGGCGCGAACCGACGGCAUCUCGCGCACGCUCCGCGCACCUGGCCAGUUCGAGCUCCUAAACGUCACGCCCGAUGGCGACUGCUUUUACAAUGCCGUCGACAAGCUGCUGCCUGAGUCGCCGCGCCCGCCAGCUCUUGAGAGCGCGGUGACGAUGCGUGAAAUGGUCGCCGACUCACUCACUGAGGAAAUUGUCGACCUGUACCGCAUGUGCGCAUCGGCCGGCGUGGAGGACUUUGCCUGGCUCAACCACCACCGCGCGCCGAUGACGCUUGACGAGGUGCGCGCCUUUGCGCGGAAGCGCGGCAGCGAGGAGGGCGCAGGCAAGUGCCUGUGGGCCGACGAGCACGCGAUGCGCACCGUCGCGUCGACCGCCGACGCGGUGCUGCUCCUAAUUGACGAGCAGGCGCCCUCGUCCGGCAGCCGCAGCGGGAGGCGGCGCGGCGACGACGCGCGCGGCGAGGACUCGCGCUUUGUGAUGCUGGGCGACAUCGAGCCGUCGGCGCAGGACUCGCCGGGCGGAGCGCUCACGUCGCCCGCGCGCUGCCUGAUCCUCCACCGCUCGCGGCGGCAGCACUUCUCGCCCGUCCGCCACCGCGGCUGCGGGCUCAUCGACAUCAUGGCGCUCCCGGAGGAGACGAGGGCGCUGUGGCCGCGCCUGCGCACCCUGACCUGCACGGCCGCAUCGCCGCCUGCGGCGGCCGAGGAGCAGAACAAGCGGCAGCGCGGGCGCUAAGCGCGCGCGGUAGGUGCGCAGCGGCAGCGGCGGCGCGUUGGCGGCGCGGCGCGCGCGGCCAUGCCUGCGCGCAUCCGUGAGCACGGGCAGCAGCUCGACGAGCGCCUCUUCUAGUCGGGGCGUUGUGCCCGGAGCCGCACUCCAGUCCGGACUGCACUCUCGCGGGCGAAGUUGUACCGUCCCAUGGGCAAUGCUCGCUACGGUUCGCAACAGCCCGGGGAUCGCGCGCCGAUCGUACAGUACGCAGUGCGGCGUUUGUGGGGUUGGCCCUGAGCGGGUUGGUUUCCUCUUUUCGUCCGGAUAUGGUUUUUGUCGUACGCUCGCGUGUUGAACACAUGUGUGUGAUCUCAGAGUUU
This is a messenger RNA of Emiliania huxleyi CCMP1516, 1105 nucleotides long. RefSeq lists its product as hypothetical. Lineage: Eukaryota; Haptophyta; Isochrysidales; Noelaerhabdaceae. The transcript has a single exon. The record is from RefSeq and is a predicted model, not a curated record. Bases 15 to 749 code for a protein of 244 amino acids.